AUGAUAUUCGAGCAGUGGUUGUAUUCAGAACUUGGCGAAAGUACUUUUCCAUCGCUUCAUUUACCGCCAUUUGCAGAUCGAAUUAAAUUGACUCAACCGUUUCCACUUCAAGUUAAUUGGGCAAUUGAUAUUCAUAUAUCAAAAUAUAGCCAAUAUCGCUCACUUAAUCCAAUUUUCAAUGAUAACAGUGGUUUUAACAACGAGUAUGACGAAGAUAAUAUGGAGAAUUUGAUGGAAAAUAAACAUCGAUCGUUAUUAUUGGAAGUAACCGAUGGUCAACGAAAAUUAAAAGGCUUGGAGUUUGGUGAUAUUAAAGAUUUUAAUGUUAAAUGGCCACCUGGAUUCAAGGCAAUAUUUAUAUCUCAAUUUUUAAAUUCAUUUAUUCGAAAUUCUUCUAAUAGCUAA
This is a messenger RNA of Dracunculus medinensis (Guinea worm), 405 nucleotides long. The record is from the annotation of a GenBank genome assembly. NCBI's taxonomy places the organism in Eukaryota, Metazoa, Nematoda, Chromadorea, Rhabditida, Dracunculidae.